UAAUCUCUUGUUGAUCCAUACACUGCCUUCAGAACGCAUAAACCAGGAAGCAGGAUUUUUCCUUCGUUUCAAAAGAAUUGCUCUCCAAACUAACUUCCGCGAACUGUGACAUAAUUUCCAGUAAGGGAGCAUAGUGAGCAUCGAUGCUCCCUGGUUUUUGUGGUGGAAUUUUUCAGGGAGCAAACACUACAGUACACUGGAAGGAUUUUGCGAUUGAGACAACCCUUAAAAUGGCUGAAACCCUGAUCAGUGCAUUGAACUAUGGAGCUCAUUGAGACACCCAUUAUAUCAGCUCCUAAAUCAACUGCCUGUUCAACUGUUUCAAGUGGAGACAUGCAGUGUGUGAACUGAUACUGAAAGAAAUCUAAUCUUGUUGUUUAGGAUCUGAAUGAUUUAUACCAGUGAACCUAAAGACUCCACAGAUGAUGAGGAAACCAAAAGGGCAUCAUAUUAAUUACCUCAACCAUCCUUCAUAUGUUGAUGAACUGAACCUCAGCAUACACAAAUUUUACUGUGGAUUGCUUUUCUUCUUUCUGCACUCGCUGCUCUCAAGUUUGAGCCUACAGAGCCUGAUGGCAUCACAAGGUGGAGAGAAACCAAUGUAUCUAUGACCAACAAUUCACUACUUCAUCUAAUGUGUUGUUGAAACCAUAACGGAGCUUAUGAAGUCUGGAGAAGAAACGUUUGACUCUGCUUUAAAAAAAAAAACUGUCUUGCACUUUAUGUGAACAUGAUCAAUUUAGGGAUCAUGUUAUUCAUUGCUGCUACUUUGAACUUCAAACAGUGUUUCAGUGCGUGUGCUCGUGCUGAAUAUGAGAUACUUGGAGAAUGCUGCCCCAUGUGUGCACCAGGAAACCAUGUUUAUUGGCAUUGUACUGUAGACACAAGCACAACUUGUGUUCCAUGCCCUGCAUCAACUUACAUUGAUGAACCUAAUAGGUUGGAUAAAUGCUUUCCCUGCUCUGUGUGUGAUGCAGCACUAGGUCUAAGAAUAAAGAAAACUUGCACACGCUCUGCAGAUACUAUUUGUGAGCCAUUGGAGGGAUUCUACUGCACUGAGCGAAAGAAAGACAGCUGUAGAUUUGCUGUGAAGCACUCUGAAUGUUACCCUGGACAUUAUGUCAAACAAACAGGAACAGCAUUUACUGAUACUGUAUGUGGUAACUGCAUGGAAGGGACUUACUCUAAUGGCUCUUUCACUGCCUGUCGACCACAUUCAAAUUGUGAGAUUAAAGGCCUUAAAGGAAUAAAACCAGGAACAAUAUCAUCUGAUGUGGAAUGUGGGAAGUCAGUUCCAAUUGCUAUCAUUGUUGGAGUCGUUGUUGGAGUCAUUGUUGGUGUUUUGGUGACAGCUGUUGGGAUAAAAAUCUAUUGCAAAGUUAAACAGAAGAGACAGGCUUUUGACAGAAGUAUAAUUUUUUGCUCAGUACCAAUACAAGAGAGUGAUGGUCAGUGUGAACCAACAUCACCAGACUCAGUGACCCCUCUUAUAUUCAACACUAGUAGCCCUUUACAUCAAUCAGCUGCCUGUUCUGUUUCAAGAGGAGACAUGCAGUGUGUGACCUGAUAUUGAAAGAAAUUUAAUCUUGGUCUUAAGGAAUCCAAAAGCUCUACCAAAGAACCUGAAGACUCCAUAAACAGCUGAUGAGCGAAUCUAAAGGGCUUCUUCUUAAUUACCGCUUCUAUUCUGUGGUGAAUGGUAAAUGGAAGAGCUGUCAGUCUGAGCGAUCAAUACAGCACGCUCUCACUGUAAAGCAGGUCUUUAUCGUCCCUACCCACUAUACCCACCCAUCAUACCUGAGAUCCACUUUCCAUUGGUUGAACUUAAAAGACGUUGGAACUCAAAGAAAGUUGGAAAACACUGCAUCAUCAUUAUAGUGAAGCGAUCGGAUCCCGUUUGUCUUGCAGCUCUUGCAAAGCAGCAUGGAAUGCCAUGAGGAUCACCUCAAGAUCUACACAUUGUAUUAUGUUGUGUUUAUUUGACUCGAGAACACCUGCUCUAAAUAAAUAUAUGUGAUUUGGUUUAGUAAUGUUUGUUGAAGUUACAAACCAAAAUGCAGCCCAAAAGCAGCAUGUGUACUGUUUACAUGUACUUGGUAUUGUCUACCUGAAACAAUGAUUCUUGUUGAGACCUUUUUCCUCUUUCAACCAAAACCAAUAAUGGUGGUUUUAGGUCUAAAUUUGGUCUUAUUUUUUAUCUCAUGUAUUGGAUAAUUAUGCACUUUAGUUUGAAAGUGGGCACUGAUGUCCACCCUAUAUCACCAAGGUCCACUCACUUUUCAACUUCUGGCAUUGCCACUGCUGUGGACUGCUUUUGUAACUUCUUUUUGGACUCCUUGCUCUCAAGUUUGAACAUGCAGAGCUUGACAACAUCACUAGCUGGAGACUAACAAUCCAGGACUAGAUGUGUUGAAGAAACCAGAACAGAGUUUAUGCACUUCAUAUGAACAUGAUCAAUUUAGGGAUCGCAUUAUUCAUUGCUGCUACUUUGAACUUUAAACUGUUUCAGACUUGUGCUGAAUAUGAGAUAAAUGGAGAAUGCUGUUCCAUAUUUCAGGUACAAUAUACAUUGCGUAAUAUUUGCUUUUGCCUGACAACUGUAUUAGUAACAGCUCAAAGACUUUUUCAACAUUUAUUAAGCAAACAAAAUUAAGUUUUUCAAAUCACAGUUCCAAUUUCCAGUGUAGCUUACAGAUCAAACAUUCUAAACAAUAAA
Messenger RNA from Sinocyclocheilus rhinocerous, 2716 nucleotides. RefSeq names its product tumor necrosis factor receptor superfamily member 5-like. Gene Ontology annotation, biological process: positive regulation of cytokine production involved in immune response; signal transduction; negative regulation of alpha-beta T cell proliferation. The transcript has 9 exons. The record is from RefSeq and is a predicted model, not a curated record. The coding region runs from base 731 to 1567 and encodes 278 amino acids. Lineage: Eukaryota; Metazoa; Chordata; Actinopteri; Cypriniformes; Cyprinidae. Gene Ontology annotation, cellular component: external side of plasma membrane; membrane. Gene Ontology annotation, molecular function: transmembrane signaling receptor activity; protein binding.